Striga asiatica is the source of this 399-nucleotide messenger RNA. The record is from the annotation of a GenBank genome assembly. Lineage: Eukaryota; Viridiplantae; Streptophyta; Magnoliopsida; Lamiales; Orobanchaceae.
AUGAACCCACAGGUUUAUAACACAUGGAAUAUGAAAAAAAAAAAAGCAAAGCAAUAUAUUUACCUCACUGCCCCCGAAAACAUUAAGCCUUCCAACCUCACCUCCGCUGGCCGUCACACGCUCCCGCUCCUCAACAUUCUCCUCCAGCCGGUGGUCAACUGUAAGGAGAGACACAACCCCACCAACAGUGUCCAAUAUGCAACGAGAAUCUCCAACAGAUGCAACUGUCACAGUCCAGCCAUCGAUCACGACAAACGUAACAGUUGUUCCAGAUGUCUCGCCUGUCAAUUCCAUUCUUCACGAUCAAGUCCUUGGGGAACAGCACUCAAGACAUUGUUCAGCAAAUUCUCCUUAGCAAAUAUUGCAGCUGAUAUGCCGUUAUGCCCAUCAAAUAUCUAA